AUGCCUUCUGACAGGUCUCCAGCACUCACGCUCCCUGUUGGUCGACGACGGCCGGCUGGUAUGGACUCUUUGGAGGUGCGGGGCUCGCCUAUGAACUCUCCUCACUUCUCUCCACCCCCAGCUGUCCAGAGUGGAUCUGGGAAGAGUCCUUCCGUUCCCUGCAAAGACAGUG
This is a messenger RNA of Perkinsus marinus ATCC 50983, 172 nucleotides long. RefSeq lists its product as hypothetical. Lineage: Eukaryota; Perkinsozoa; Perkinsida; Perkinsidae. The transcript has a single exon. The record is from RefSeq and is a predicted model, not a curated record. The annotation marks the transcript as partial.